AUGUUUAUAUGUUGUAAAAGUAACAAAAAGCUAAAAGUUGUGCAAACUUAAACAUAAACUCCUCCCUUAUAAGCUUAACCCAAACAAUCUAAAUACUAAAUAAGAACCUCAAAUGAUCAAGAUCAACACUCCACUAAUCUAACCAACAUGGAAGGAACAAAUGAUAAAAUCAAUCUGAGCCUACAAGAAGUAGAAAAAUUCAUUUUGCAUGACAAGAAAACCAUAGAACAAGAACGUGAAUUAGUUACAAAAUUGAUUGAAUUACCUGAUAAAACUCACUUAAUUGAAUUUAAUUGGGCAAUAGCAUAUACUAAUUAUAUAAAGGAUGCAGGAAUAUAACCUGGAGAGAUUAGGAACAAAAUCUUAUAUGAUAAAAUUAAAGGGAAAGAAGAAUUAAUUUUAGAUAAGGAUUAUGUAUUGGUUAAUGAUUAAGUAUGGAAUGUGCUGGUAAAUAUUUAUAAAGGAGGACCUAUGCUUACAAUAAAUGAUUUAUACAGAAAAAGUGAAAAUAAUAUUUUAGAUUAGUCUCUUAAAGUAUUUGCAUCACCUUCAAUAGAUGAUCUUGACAAAAAAUAAGCCAAAAUUAGAAAUCUAAAAUAAAUGCCAAUCAAAGAACUUUAAAUAAUUGGAUUAGAAAAUGAAAUCUACUUUUGCUAUUUAAAUAGUGUAUUAUAAUGUCUAAUGGGUAUCCCUUAAUUAAAUUACCAUUUCCUAUAUUCAUAUUAAUCUGAUUGCAAACUAUUUAGUAAUGCUUAUACACUAUUGUUAAAAAAGUCAUCUAAAGUACACUAUAAAGCACGUUUAGUAGCUAAAGAACUAAUAAAAGUGUUAUAAAAGCAUUUCUCAAUUUAUGAAAUGCAUGAUAGCUCUGAAUUAUUGCUAUUUAUUCUAGAUAAAUUUAAAGAAGAAUUCUUUAUUAAUAAUGCUCCUCAAUUUAAUAAACCUGAAUAAUGUUAGUUUAAAUAAUCUCUUACAUUCAUAGAUGAAAUAUUCUAUGGACAAUUAACUUCAUUUAUCAAAUGCACAAGUUGCGAUAAGAUAAGUUAACAUUAAGAUCCAUUUUAUGAUUUAAGUUUACCUCUUGUUGGUAAGAAUUUUAUGUAGAGAAAAUUAACAAUAUAAGAAUGUCUUAGUAAUUAUUUCAAAGAAGAAUUGAUUGAAGGAGAAUGGACAUGUUCAUUUUGUAAUUAAAAGUUAAGAAAUAUUAAAAGGCGUGUUAAAAUCACAUUUACACCCAAUAUUUUAGUUUUGUAAUUAAAAAGAUUCCAAAGUUAUCCAUUAAAAAAAAAAAUAAAAGAACCAGUUAUUGCUGAUAUGGAAUUGAAUAUUAAAAAGUAAAUUAUUAAAUUUAUUUAUAUAGUUUUUGUGUUCCAGAGAUAGUAGAAACUAAAUAUGAGUUACAAGCUAUGAUUGUACAUUCAGGAACUAUCGAUUAAGGUCAUUAUGUGGCUGUAGUCAAGCGUAAUCAGAAUGUAUGUUUAUCUUAAUGAUUUGUGAAGUUUUAUCUCUUCAAUGAUGAUGAAAUUGAGCGUCUCUUACCUAACCAAAUCAAUCAAAUUGAUUCUGCUUAUCUAUUCAUGUAUCGUAGGAAAAGUGAUUGA
This is a messenger RNA of Paramecium pentaurelia, 1601 nucleotides long. The record is from the annotation of a GenBank genome assembly. Lineage: Eukaryota; Ciliophora; Oligohymenophorea; Peniculida; Parameciidae.